AUGGAAGGUGGAAAAAUGUACGAAGAGUAUCGAAUUAGCGAAGUUUGUUUAUAUUUUUCAAUUAAUAAUAAAUUGUAUCAAAUUUCAGUUAGUAAAUGAAACCUUGACCAAAGUGAUCGACAAAGCCCAGCACAAUCAUGAACGUUUAUCAUCAAUAAAAAGUAGGAACCAAGUUCCUUUUGAAGUUUCAAACAGUUUUUUUGUAGAACUACAAUCGAUAGAAGAAGUACACGAAUAUGAACAAUUGUCAAAAGAUUUAGAAGAGGAAUAUCGAAAAAGUGUGCAAGUUAUUGAAGAUACUUUUGAACCUGCUAGAACUCAUUGGAUUCAAUUACAAAAAUCGAAUAAACAAGGAUUGGCAAUAAGAAGUUGUUUUUUGUUAAUGUUGGAAAAAUAUCCACAUGUUAGACCAAUUUGGGGAUUUGGGAAAACUAUCGAUGAUGGAAAAGAUGAUGCUUGGAAACCUGAAUUGGUUGAAGAUUUUUAUUUUCGGUGAGUUUUUUCUAUUCCGUAAUUAAAAUCAAAUCUCAUUAUUUUUAGUCAUCACUGCGCCUCAUUACAAGCCGCAAUGAAUAUGAUAAUUAAAAAUAAGGACGAUCGGAAUGGUCUUCGUCGAAUGUUAAAUGAGAUGGGAGGCCAUCAUUUUUUCUAUGAUGCGUGCGAACCUCAUUUUGAGAUUUUUCGAGAAUGUUUUUUGGCUGGGAUGAAAAUGGUUUUGAAUGGUGGUGAUGCUUUAGAUGAGGAAAUUGAACAAUCUUGGAUUAUGGUAAAAUAUACAAAUUUUAGAAAAUACUAUAGUUGUUUUGUAGCUUUUGGAAACAAUUCGAACUCAUAUGAGUGAAGGAAUUGAGAUUCAACGUCUCAAUUAUCUUUCUCAAACAAUUAUUCCAGCUGAAAUGGAUGAGGUAAAAGAACAUUGGAAACGUGUUAGAGAGUUUGGACUGGAAAAAGCUGGAAUAAUUCUAUGUGACGUGGCAUGUAAGAAAUAUAAAGAGCUAAUUCGAAGUCACAAUCUUCGAAUGAAAUUGCCAAGCGGAGCAGAAAAGGGGUCAACAAGUUAUAAAUUAUUGGCAUCACAAAUUGUUCAAGCAUUUGAUCAAACUAUUGAAUCGUAUCGAGUUGAAGAUGGAUUUUGUGGAUUAGUUGAAAAUAUUCGAGAUUUUGUUGUAACAUUUUUAGUGGUUGAUGUUUCUCCUCCUCUUAUGCGACGUGCAAUCAUCGAAGGUAUGUUUUUUUUGUUGAAAAACUAUUUUUUUUCUAAAUUUCAGGACUUGUAUUCAUGCUAUCUCAAGUUCUUCGUAUUAGUCACGUUAAAGAAGAUUUUGUGCAUAUUUGGAAUAAAAUCUAUCGAGUUAUGGAACAAGCUAUGAUUGCAAAUAUUAUCGAUUAUUAA
This is a messenger RNA of Caenorhabditis angaria, 1393 nucleotides long. NCBI's taxonomy places the organism in Eukaryota, Metazoa, Nematoda, Chromadorea, Rhabditida, Rhabditidae. The record is from the annotation of a GenBank genome assembly.